GCUGUGCCCAGUAGUUGGAAAGUGAACUCGACUCGUGAUGGUUCUCCUGUCACUUUGGUUGAUAGCAGCCGCUCUGGUAGAGGUUAGGACUUCAGCUGAUGGACAAGCUGGUAAUGAAGAAAUGGUGCAAAUAGAUUUACCAGUAAAGAGACAGAGAGAGUAUGAGCUGGUGACACCUAUCAGCACAGAUCUAGAAGGACACUAUCUCUCCCAUAUUCUUUCUGCAAAUCACAAAAAGAGGUCAACCAGGGACGUGUCUUCCAACCCUGAGCAAUUGUUCUUUAACAUCACGGCAUUUGGAAGAGAUUUUCAUCUGCGACUAAAGCCCAACACUCAACUGGUAGCUCCCGGGGCCGCUGUGGAAUGGCACGAGACGUCUCUGGUGCCUGGGAAUAUAACUGACCCCAUUAAUGGCCAUCAACCAGAAACUGCUUCAGAAAGAAUCUGGAAAACAGAGCCUUUGCAGACCAACUGUGCUUAUGUCGGUGACAUCAUGGACAUUCCAGGAACCUCCGUUGCCAUUAGCAACUGUGAUGGUCUGGCUGGAAUGAUAAAAAGUGAUAAUGAAGAGUACUUCAUUGAACCCUUGGAAAGAGGUAAACAGAUGGAGGAAGAAAAGGGAAGGAUUCAUGUUGUCUACAAGAGAUCAGCGGUAGAACGGGCUCCCAUAGACAUGUCCAGAGACUUCCACUACAGAGAGUCGGAUCUGGAAGGCCUUGGUGAGCUAGGUACCGUUUACGGCAACAUUGGCCAGCAGCUGAAUGACACGAUGAGGCGCCGCAGACACGCGGGAGAGAACGAUUACAACAUCGAGGUGCUGCUGGGGGUGGAUGACUCUGUGGUCCGUUUCCAUGGCAAAGAGCACGUCCAGAACUACCUCCUCACCCUGAUGAACAUUGUGAAUGAAAUUUACCACGAUGAGUCCCUUGGAGUGCAUAUAAAUGUGGUCCUGGUGCGCAUGAUAAUGCUGGGUUAUGCAAAGUCCAUCAGCCUCAUAGAAAGGGGAAACCCAUCCCGGAGCUUGGAGAAUGUGUGUCGCUGGGCUUGCCAACAACAAAAAUCUGAUCUCAACCACUCUGAACACCAUGAUCAUGCAAUUUUCUUAACCAGGCAAGACUUUGGACCUGCUGGAAUGCAAGGAUAUGCUCCAGUCACGGGCAUGUGCCAUCCAGUGAGAAGUUGUACCCUGAAUCAUGAGGAUGGUUUUUCAUCUGCUUUUGUAGUAGCCCAUGAAACUGGCCAUGUGUUGGGAAUGGAGCACGAUGGACAAGGCAACAGGUGUGGUGACGAGACGGCUAUGGGCAGUGUCAUGGCGCCCUUGGUGCAAGCAGCCUUCCAUCGUUACCACUGGUCCCGGUGCAGCGGUCAGGAACUGAAAAGAUACAUCCAUUCCUAUGACUGUCUCCUUGAUGACCCUUUUGAACAUGAUUGGCCCAAACUCCCAGAACUUCCUGGAAUCAAUUAUUCUAUGGAUGAGCAAUGUCGUUUUGAUUUUGGUGUUGGUUAUAAAAUGUGCACUGCGUUUCGAACCUUUGACCCAUGUAAACAGCUGUGGUGUAGCCAUCCUGAUAAUCCCUACUUUUGCAAGACGAAAAAGGGCCCCCCGCUGGAUGGGACCGAAUGUGCUGCUGGAAAAUGGUGCUAUAAGGGCCAUUGCAUGUGGAAGAACGCCAAUCAGCAAAGACAAGAUGGCAACUGGGGGUCGUGGACCAAGUUCGGCUCCUGUUCUCGGACAUGUGGAACUGGUGUUCGCUUCAGAACGCGCCAGUGCAAUAAUCCCACGCCCAUCAAUGGUGGUCAGGAUUGUCCUGGCGUUAAUUUUGAGUACCAGCUUUGUAACACAGAAGAAUGCCAAAAACACUUUGAGGACUUCAGAGCGCAGCAGUGCCAGCAGCGAAACUCACACUUUGAAUACCAGAAUGCCAAACACCACUGGUUGCCAUACGAACAUUCUGACGCCAAGAAAAGAUGCCACCUUUACUGUCAAUCCAAAGAGACUGGAGUUGCUGCUUACAUGAAACAACUGGUCCACGACGGAACACGCUGCUCUUACAAAGAUCCGUACAGCAUCUGCGUGCGAGGCGAGUGUGUGAAAGUGGGCUGUGAUAAAGAAAUUGGUUCUAACAAGGUUGAGGAUAAAUGUGGUGUCUGCGGAGGAGAUAAUUCCCACUGUCGGACCGUGAAGGGGACAUUUACCAGAACUCCCAGGAAGCUUGGGUACCUUAAGAUGUUUGAUAUACCCCCUGGGGCUAGACAUGUGUUAAUCCAAGAAGACGAGGCUUCUCCUCACAUUCUUGCGAUUAAGAACCAGGCCACAGGCCACUAUAUUUUAAAUGGCAAAGGGGAGGAGGCCAAGUCGCGGACCUUCAUAGACCUUGGUGUGGAGUGGGAUUAUAACAUUGAGGAUGACAUCGAAACUCUUCACACUGACGGCCCCUUACACGACCCUGUCAUUGUUUUGAUUAUACCUCAAGAGAAUGACACCCGCUCUAGCCUGACAUACAAGUACAUCAUCCAUGAAGACUCCGUGCCUACGAUCAACAGCAACAAUGUCAUCCAGGAAGAAUUAGAUACUUUCGAGUGGGCUUUGAAGAGCUGGUCUCAGUGCUCCAAACCCUGUGGUGGAGCUGUGAACAAGAGCUCCAGUACCGAGCUGGAGCUUGGCUUAGACAAAAUUCUUCCCAAUGGCUGGGUGGCAGAAGAGUGGGAACACUGUACCAAAACCUGCGGGACUUCCGGCUACCAGCUUCGCACCGUGCGCUGCCUUCAGCCUCUCCAGAAUGGCACCAACCGCUCUGUGCACAGCAAGUACUGCGCGGGUGACCGUCCCGAGAGCCGCCGGCCCUGUAACAGGGUGCCCUGCCCCGCACAGUGGAAGACAGGGCCCUGGAAUGAGUGUUCUGUCACCUGCGGUGAGGGAACGGAAGUGCGGCAGGUUCUCUGCAGGGCUGGAGACCACUGCGACGGCGAGAAGCCCGAGUCGGUCAGGGCCUGUCAGCUGCCUCCCUGCAAUGAUGAACCAUGCUUGGGAGACAAGUCCAUAUUCUGUCAAAUGGAGGUGCUGGCACGAUACUGCUCCAUCCCAGGUUAUAACAAGUUAUGUUGUGAGUCAUGUAGCAAGCGCAGUAGCACCCUGCCACCGCCCUACCUCCUAGAAGCUGCCGAAGUGCACGAUGAUGUUAUCUUUAACCCUAGUGACCUCCCUAGAUCUCUCGUGAUGCCUACAUCUUUGGUCCCUUAUCAUCCAGAGGCCCCUGCUGAAAAGAAAUCUUUGAGUAGCAUCUCUUCCCUGGGAGGUCCAAAUGCAUAUGCUGCUUUCAGGCCAGACAGUAAACCCAAUGGUGCUAACUUACCCCAGAGGAGAGCUCGGCAAGCAGGAAGUAGGACUGUGAGGCUGGUCUCAGCGCCAUCCCCUCCACCCACCAAGAGUGGCCACCUCAACUCAGCUUCACAAAUGGCUGCUGCUUCCUUCCUUGCAGUCAGCGAUGCCAUAGGUGCUGCUUCUCAGGCAAGAACCUCAAAGAAAGAUGAAAAGAUGGUUGACAAGAGACAUCCAGUAAGAUCAUCUGCUUUAGAAAGAUGA
Messenger RNA from Propithecus coquereli (Coquerel's sifaka), 3583 nucleotides. It is a transcript of the gene ADAMTS3, whose product is annotated as ADAM metallopeptidase with thrombospondin type 1 motif, 3. The transcript is spliced from 22 exons. Gene Ontology annotation, molecular function: metalloendopeptidase activity. Gene Ontology annotation, cellular component: extracellular matrix. Lineage: Eukaryota; Metazoa; Chordata; Mammalia; Primates; Indriidae. Gene Ontology annotation, biological process: proteolysis; extracellular matrix organization. The record is from RefSeq and is a predicted model, not a curated record. Bases 38 to 3583 code for a protein of 1181 amino acids.